This is a messenger RNA of Trichoderma asperellum CBS 433.97, 933 nucleotides long. RefSeq lists its product as uncharacterized. Lineage: Eukaryota; Fungi; Ascomycota; Sordariomycetes; Hypocreales; Hypocreaceae. Gene Ontology annotation, molecular function: DNA binding, bending. The record is from RefSeq and is a predicted model, not a curated record.
AUGCUGUCAUCGGCUGCUCUUACGGCCGCUCGUCGCGUGCUCACCAGCACCGGCGCAGCAGCUCCAUUGCGCCAAUCCGUCGGCCUUGCAGCUCGCGCACUCGUCCUGCGUCCUGCGGCGCCCUCGUUGCGCCUGAUCAGCACCUCAGCGCCUGUGCGCGCGGCCGCAGCGAAGGCGACCAAGUCCAAGUCAACAAAGAGCUCCACCAAGAAGCCGGCCAGCAAAAAGACAGCAAAGCCCAAGGCUAAGAAGCCUGUUAAGAAGAAGGCUAUUAAGAAGAAGGCCGCCGUCAAGAAGCCAAAGAAGGCGCCGAAGAAGAAGGUGUUGACGGACGAGCAGAAGGACAGGCUCGAGAUCAAGAGGCUGAGACAGAUGGCGCUGCUGAAGGGGCCAACUUUGCUUCCGGAGACAGCAUGGAACGUGUUCAUGGUCGACAACGUCCGUGCUGGGGAAGGCAGUCUCGUGGACAAAGUCAAGGCCCUUGCUACUAGCUUUAAGAACCUGCCCGAGUCCGAGAGAGAACGUAUGGCAGCAGUCGGUCACUCUAACAAGAUUGCCAAUCAAGAGGCAAAGAAGAAAUGGAUCGAGUCUUUCCCUCCCGAGGCGAUCCAUGCUGCCAAUCUGGCCCGUCGCCGCCUAGCUCGCAAAACAGACAAGUCUAGAACCUACCUCAUCCAUGACGAGCGCAUUCCUCAGCGAACUGGAUCUGGCUUCACAUUUUUCAUCAAGGAGCACUUCAAUGACAAUGGUGGCUCGCCCAAGGAUGCUAUGCGCAGCCUCAGCGAACGCUGGAAGGCUUUGAGCAACGACGAGAAGGCCCCUUACCUGAAAAAGGCUGCUGACAUUGCGGAGGUAUCAGGAGCGCAGCUGAAGGAGCUGCGAGAGAAGGGCGCCAAGUACUGGAAGGAGAAGCUUGCUUCAGCCAAGGUGUAA